UUAAGUAUAGAUCAUUUGAAGAUGAUGAAGCUAUAUAGCGUCGAAGGUUCUCCGUACGAAUACAAUCACGGUCUACAACGAAUAUGGCAUAUCCACAUGUUUAACGAACAAACACGCAUGUACACACAUAUAUAUCGCUAUCAUCAUAUUACGCAUGCGCGAAGAAAUACUCAUUUGAUUUACAUCACCUAGUAUACUGCUGACGAUCGCAGACGCGAAUGUUUCCUCGUAACGAAAGGUGUCAAGUAGGUCAGAAGUUCUGCGAUUAUUGUUACGAUGGCUAAAUCUCAAAAUUCGUCCGAUAAAUUUCUGCUUAAGUUGAUGGGUGAGCAAAAGGAAUACGAAGCAAAGGUUUUAAAUGAAUCUGACGAAGGUAGAGAAAACGCUAUCUCGGAGAUUAAGCGAUGGAUUCAAGAGAGUGAUUUGCGCGCACGAACUGAUGACUUCACCAUUUUGCGAUUUUUGAGAGUCUGCAAAUUUAAUAUCGAGAAAACUAAAACAAAAAUGCAAAAUUAUCAAAUGCAACGAGCUAAAUUACCAGAAUGGUAUGCAAAUCGAGAUCCACUACAACCGAAAUUACAGGAAUUGCUUGAUUUGGGUAUUUGUUUACCUUUGCGAAAAUUGGACGAUCAAGGAAGAUUGGUAAUCAUCGUUCGUCUUGUGCAUGACCCACACGUAAUUACAAUAACAGAAGUAGUUAAGGUCUUCUUUAUAGUCAUAGACAUAAUCUUAAGAGAUAGCGUUGAAGCAUCCUUGUACGGUGUAGUACUGAUUGUGGAUUUAGGCGGUGCAACUUUGCGUCACGUCGCUCAAUUAACACCUUCCGUUCUAAUAAACGCGUUGCACGCGUGGCAGGGUUGCUACCCCAUAAGAAUGAAAUUGCUCAACUAUAUCAACGUGCCGGAAUAUGCUAAAUUAAUUCUGGAGCUUACCAGAUUUGUUUUGAAAAAAAAACUGAGGGAAAGAUUUCAUUUCUAUUCGCGCCAGACGGCGCAUGAUUGUUUCAAAAAUAUGCCAGUUAAUAUUUUGCCGGUCGAAUAUGGCGGAACUGAUGGUACAAUUCAAGACAUAAUAGAAUAUUGGAAGAAAGUAGUUGAAGAGAAUCGCGAAUGGGUUAUCGAUGAUGAAAAAUAUAAACCAAUUUUGAAGUAGUCAUCAAAAUGGAAUGGAAUAAACUAAAAUAUUUAUAUACACAUUACUAUGUUUUAACGCACACCGCAAAAAUAUAUUUUGAUAUUUUGGAAAACAGGAAGUAACGGAGAAUAUAAUUAAGAAAUGUAGAAUUAAUGGGCUUGAAAUAAAUUAAUAUCUU
Molecule: messenger RNA, 1312 nt
Organism: Nylanderia fulva
Lineage: Eukaryota; Metazoa; Arthropoda; Insecta; Hymenoptera; Formicidae
Product: retinol-binding protein pinta-like
Cellular component (GO): membrane
Molecular function (GO): phosphatidylinositol bisphosphate binding
Source: RefSeq, a predicted model, not a curated record